AUCUCCUGUUGGAACAAUGAAUGUAGUUCUACAACUCCCGCUUGUUUUUUCAUGUUAAGUAAAGAAAGUUACUGAUUCAUUGUCAAAGCAUCGACAUCACUCACACACAACUACAAUUCGCCAUCGAUUAAAGACCCUGGAAAUGACCUUUACCAGCGCCAGCGGUGCAGUUGAAAUGAUGCUGGUGUCAGCCUCCUUUUACUUCUUACCACCUGCAUUGCUGUAGCUAGUUCUCGGACCACUACUUCCUGUUUCGACUACGCAAAAGAUGCAGGUGAAUUCGUUUUCCCAAAAAGGCCCACCAAGGGGCCACCAGCCCAAGCCGGUCGUUUGCCCAGAGGUGAAAGUGGUCGAGAACCAGCUCCUCGCUCAACUGGAUUCUUGCCGAAUUUGUUUCGAAGAAAUCGCGGAUCCGGUUUUCACCUCCUGCUGUGGCACCGAGUUUUGCGAGGACUGCCUCAAAUCGGUGAAGACCGCCCACGGCAACGACGCGAAAUGCCCGAACUGCCGGGCGGAGAACCUAGCCUGGCACCGGAUUCGCUUCAUGCAGGCGCUUUUGUCUACCGCCAAAGUGAAAUGCGAGGGGUGCAAGGAGGUUUUCAACCGCGCGGAGACGGAUAAUCACAUGAAGCAGUGCGGGAAAGUGCAGCUCUCCUGUCCGAACCACGUGAAAGGUUGCUCGUGGUACGGAGACCGAGAGGCAUUGUCAAGCCACAUCGAGGACUCGUGCGAGUUUUCGGAGCACGGUGCGGCCUUGCAAGCACUGAAGUUCGCGAACGAGGACAAAGACCGAGCGAAAAAACUUGCAAAAGUGAAGGCGAAGAUCUGCGCAAGGGGGAAGGACUACGGCAAACACCUUAUGACGGAUCAGUCUGCCUACCCCUUGCGGUGGUUGUACGAAGAAGUGAAAAAGCAGAAACUCGCGCUUCUCCGCUACGAGGCCAAGGAGCUUGCGGAGUUGGCGGUCAGCAUCCAGAUGCAGUUCUACGCGAAGAAACCAGCGUCAAGUUUAGCCGAAAUUUAUAAGCAGCCCCAAGCAAAAGCUAGCUCGAGUACUGCUGUAGUGCUGGUGAAGACGAGUGCCACCUCUUCAUGUUCCUCUUCUUCCUCUUUUUUCGGGGUGCGCAGUACAGACACGAAGACAUCAAAGAAUGACAAAGCGCCAGCGACAUCUCCUGCAGCGGUCGAUCACAAUGAGGUCGAUAAAGUAGUGGAACACGAACCCGAGCAGCACGACACAGGUGACGCACCGACCUGUUCUUCCAUUUCCUCGAGCCCGAUGGAGCUGCAGCAGCAGGGUAUCAGCGCUCUGUUUGGUACGCCGAAUCUCUUCGCACCGAGCGUUACGGAGCUGGAGCAGCAUAUCGCGAAGAUCCUGCUGAAAAAAGUCCGCGAGCACGCGAAGUUUCAUGCGUUCACUAAUGUCGGCUCCGGCGCGGUUCUGCACCCAUGGGAGAUCGCGCAUUGGGUGCCGCGGUUUCUGCACGAGGCUACAGCGCUCCUGUUCCCGACGGAGAAGGUGCAGAUGUAUACUGGCAAAUCAGAUAAGGAAUUUUACACGACUCUGUAUUUGACAAGCCUGGAGUCUUGGAUCCUGGACAAGCACCCGCCGGUCUUCCCCGUGAAGAGGAUUUCGUUCGAGGAGGACGGCGGGUUUUUUAAUAUCGAUCCCACGUAUCAUAACGUUCUGGAGGCGGAGAAACGGUACAAGGAACAUCAAGCCUUGCUGAAGGAAGCGAUGUUGAGAUUCUGCAGGAGAGCCUUCACCAAAGAGCUUGCUCACGUCCGAGGAAUCACGCCAGUGCCUAAACUGAGAUUCGAUGACAGGACUGACAAUCUUUCCAUCACGGGCCCUGACCUCGACGCUAGAACGACCUUGAUCAGGUUGGGCCAUGCGGACAGCACGCAGAAGCUGGGGAAAAUGUUGGAAUCUGCCACACCGACAUUCCAAGACGCGGUAGCGCAGUACGUCUUCUGUUUGUCCAGUAGGGCAGUGUUCUUGCCGAAUGUGGAUAUUAGGGAUUCAAUUGCCGCGAGCAGUUCCGCUUCCGCAUCUGCUUCCUUCUCCAGAACAAACAAUCUAAGUAUCUAG
Messenger RNA from Amoebophrya sp. A120, 2092 nucleotides. The record is from the annotation of a GenBank genome assembly. NCBI's taxonomy places the organism in Eukaryota, Dinophyceae, Syndiniales, Amoebophryaceae.